Messenger RNA from Hevea brasiliensis (rubber tree), 1986 nucleotides. RefSeq names its product metal transporter Nramp7.2-like. Gene Ontology annotation, biological process: metal ion transport. Lineage: Eukaryota; Viridiplantae; Streptophyta; Magnoliopsida; Malpighiales; Euphorbiaceae. The transcript is spliced from 13 exons. The record is from RefSeq and is a predicted model, not a curated record. Gene Ontology annotation, molecular function: cadmium ion transmembrane transporter activity; manganese ion transmembrane transporter activity. Gene Ontology annotation, cellular component: membrane. Bases 16 to 1677 code for a protein of 553 amino acids.
CACACAGAGACGUAGAUGGAGAGGCCUGAGCAAGUGAGCGAUACAGUGCCAACCUCAUGGAGCGGACCCAGCAAUCGCAUAGCAGCUGUUAACCUAGAGGGGAAACCACAACCUGCCAUUGGUCUUGGGCAUAAACAUAGCGACCCAACUCACCAGAAACCCGGAUGGAGAAAGUUUCUGUCAUAUGUAGGACCUGGUUUCCUGGUUUCUUUGGCUUAUCUUGACCCUGGCAACCUGGAAACUGAUCUGCAAGCAGGAGCUGACCAUGGAUAUGAGCUGCUCUGGGUUAUACUUAUUGGACUCAUCUUUGCUCUCGUAAUUCAAUCUCUCGCAGCUAAUCUUGGAGUUAGCACUGGAAAACAUCUGUCAGAGUUAUGCAAGGCUGAGUAUCCAAGAUAUGUCAAGUACUGUCUCUGGCUGCUGGCUGAGUUAGCUGUCAUUGCUGCAGAUAUACCCGAAGUGAUUGGGACAGCUUUUGCCUUAAAUAUAUUGUUUCACAUCCCACUAUGGGUUGGAGUUCUCUGCACGGGUCUUAGCACUCUCCUCCUCCUUGGCCUGCAGAAAUAUGGGGUGAGGAAGCUUGAAAUGUUAAUAGCAGUUCUGGUGUUUGUAAUGGCAGGAUGUUUCUUUGGUGAAAUGAGUCAUGUCAAGCCACCAGCUUCUAAAGUCCUUAAGGGCAUGUUUGUCCCCAUGCUUUCCGGCCAAGGAGCCACCGGCGACGCCAUUGCCCUUCUAGGUGCCCUUGUCAUGCCACACAACCUCUUUCUGCACUCAGCCCUUGUGCUUUCUAGAAAAGUACCCAAUUCUGUCCGUGGCAUCAACGAUGCCUGCCGUUAUUUCCUUAUAGAGAGUGGAUUUGCACUAUUUGUUGCAUUUUUAAUCAAUGUCGCAGUUGUUUCUGUCUCGGGUACGGUUUGCUCAGCCCAGAACCUAUCGCAACAGGAAGCAGAUAGAUGCAGUGAUCUCACCCUUAACUCUGCUUCUUUCCUUCUUCAGAAUGUGUUAGGGAAAUCAAGCUCUACACUAUAUGCUAUUGCCCUUUUAGCCUCAGGUCAAAGCUCCACUAUAACAGGCACUUACGCAGGACAGUACAUCAUGCAGGGUUUCUUGGAUCUUAAGAUGAGAAAAUGGAUUAGAAACCUACUGACUAGAUGUAUUGCCAUUACACCUAGUCUUAUUGUCUCAAUUAUUGGAGGAUCACAGGGAGCAGGUCGACUAAUCAUAAUUGCAUCGAUGAUACUCUCAUUUGAACUUCCAUUUGCUCUCAUCCCACUUCUCAAAUUCAGCAGCAGUUCCACCAAGAUGGGUCCUCACAAGAACUCAAUAAUUAUAAUUGUGUUCUCGUGGAUUCUGGCUCUAGGAAUAAUUGGAAUAAACGUAUAUUAUCUAAGCAGAGGCUUUGUGGAUUGGCUAAUUCACAAUAAUCUACCAAAAGUUGGGAAUGUGUUGAUUGGGAUCAUAGUAUUUCCUCUAAUGGCAAUGUAUGUGCUUGCAGUCAUCUACCUAACCUGUAGAAAAGACACAGUGAUAACAUUUGUAGAGCCAAUGAAGGAAGAUCCAACAGUUCUUCAAGCAAAUAACAUGGAAGAUGGAAGACUAGGCAAGUCUAAUGAGGCUUUGGAGAUGAAUCAUGUGCCUUAUAGAGAUGACUUAGCUGACAUCCCGCUGCCAGAAUAGAGGCUUUACUUUUAGACCAAAUUCUUCAGUUUCAAACUAAAAUUAUUAGAUAAGGUCAUCUAAUAUAUAUGGUUCCUUUAAUUUCCCACCAUGGUUAUAAAUUCUAUGAUAAACCCACAAAUCUAUGAGUGGAAAUUAAGGACCAUUGAUCUACCCUAUCUAAUAAUUUUUGUUUAGCUGAGGUGUAAAAUACGCCUGGUAAGGCUUAUUGAUGAGAACCACAAGCUCCUUACUGCCUUUGUAUUAAUUUGACCACUGGGUUCCAUCCAUCUUGCAGAAGUGUUCCUUGAAAACCGAAAUAAAAGAUGU